Ananas comosus (pineapple) is the source of this 1336-nucleotide messenger RNA. RefSeq lists its product as uncharacterized. Gene Ontology annotation, molecular function: glycosyltransferase activity. Lineage: Eukaryota; Viridiplantae; Streptophyta; Magnoliopsida; Poales; Bromeliaceae. The transcript has 2 exons. The coding region runs from base 113 to 1330 and encodes 405 amino acids. The record is from RefSeq and is a predicted model, not a curated record.
CACCCUCCUCCUCUUCAUCCAAUUCCAAGCUCUUUGGCUCCCCUCCGUCCCCACCACGCUUUUCGCUCUACGGCUCCCCUUCUUCGAUACCCGAGGCCACGACAAUGCGACCAUGGAGCUCAACCGGACACGGUCGAUGCUCCGCGACUCCGUCACCUUCCUCCCCCUCAAGGACCUGCGCUUUGCCGACCACCCGACGUCGGGCCACACCUGGUUCAUGAGCUCGAUGAACGACACCGUCGAGCCCGGCGAGGCCGAGUACUUGCACUUCCCUUCGGAAGCGUCCUCCGGCCGUGUACUCUGCCUCUCGGCACACGACGAUUCCGACGGGAGUAAGAACUCGUACGCGUUGGCGUGGCUCGAGGCGUUGCCGCGUGGCGCGACGCUCCUCCCGGGCCUCACGUUCGUCUCUGACACGUACUAUGACUACUCCAACCUCUGGCACGGGCUCUCGGCGGUCCUGCCGUUCGCCGCGUGGCACCAGCGGAGCAAAUGCGCGGUGCCGGCCCGGUGGGUACUGUUCCAUUGGGGUGAGCUGCGCCGCACGAUGGGGCGGUGGGUGUGGUCGGUGGCGGAGGCCGCUAUCGGGAACGUGGUGAUUGAAAUGUUCGACGGCAGCAACAGCACCGGUCAGGACCCGGCGUGCUUCGAGGAGGCGGUGGUGUUCCGGCACAACAAAGGCGCGAUGUCGCGGGAGCGGGACGAGGAGGUGUUCGACAUGUUGCGGUGCAAGGCGAGAGCUUACUGUAAGGUCGGUGAGGCGGCCGUUGGAGACCCAAAGGCGGCCGUUCGGACGACGCUGCUGCUGAGGAGCGGUGCGAGGUCGUUCAAGAACGAGUCGGCGGUGAUCGCGGUCUUUGAGAGAGAGUGUCGGAAGGUGGACGGUUGCAGAAUCACGGUCGCAAGGCCUGACAACCUUACAUUCUGUGAUCAAGUUAAGCUGUUGAGCGAGACCGACGUACUAGUCUCACCGCACGGGGCGCAGAUUACGAACAUGUUCUUCAUGGACAAGGACAGCAGCAUAAUGGAGUUCUACCCGAAGGGGUGGAAGGAGUUGGCCGGGGCGGGGCAGUACGUGUUCCGGUGGAUGGCAGAGUGGGCCGGGAUGCGGCACCAGGGUUCGUGGUGGGAGCCCGACAGCGGCGAACUGUGUCCGAGCCAGACAGACAAGCUGCAAUGCUUUUUCUCAUACAAGGACCUACAGAUCGGGCACGACGAGGCCUACUUCGCACGGUGGGCGUCCCGCGUUCUCGGCGAGGUGAAGGAACGCAAAACAGCCGCGGUAGCGGCGGAGACAUGGGGAGAUUCAGAUUCGUGCCAGUGCGGCUGAUCCGAA